UAUGACGUCUUUUGGUUUUCAUCUCGUUCCUCCUCUGCCUGGAAAUCAGACCAGCUAGCCGAUAGUUAGCUAGCUAACUAGCUAACUUAUUUAAUUUCCCCACAGUUUUCAAGACUUAGUUAAUAUAAGGUGUGUUUGAUUGUCUGAUUCAACAAGAUAUUAUCCAUCGCGAAAUUACUUCCCGACUCCGUUUUUCUCUCAGCUCCCGGAGAAAACACUGAGCCAUGUACAAUGGGAUUGGACUGACAACUCCGCGGGGCAGCGGCACCAAUGGCUAUGUGCAGCGCAACCUGUCCAGCCUGCGGGCCAAGCGGCCGCGGGAUGAGCGUGGCGGCGAGCGGGACGAGAAGGACCGCGAGAGGCUGGAGAGUCAGCUCAACAGGCAGCCCAAUGCAGACAUCCUGGAGCACCAGAGGAAGAGGCAGCUGGAGGUCAAGUGUGCCGAGCUGCAGGACAUGAUGGAGGAGCAAGGGUAUUCAGCUGAGGAAAUCGAGGAGAAGGUGAAUACUUUCCGGAUGAUGCUCCAGGAGAAGGAGGAGCCGGCUCCCGUCACCACUGACAGACCAUCGGCGACAGAGACUCAUGCUCUGGCUGCUGCAAACCAGCAGAAGAAUGACCGUCUUCGCGCUGCCUUUGGAAUCUCCAGCGACUAUGUGGACGGAUCCUCCUUCCAUGCCGACCGCAAGGAGAAGGAGAAGGAGAAGAGAGAGCAAGAACGCCUGGAGAGGGAGAAGCUGCAGCAGCAGAAGUACACGUUGGUGGAAGAUUCAGACGACUCAGAUUCUCCUCCCAAGAAGCGCAGUCGGAAGAAGAAAAAGAAAAACAAGGCCAGAGACGGCUCAGAGAGUCCCUCCCCAUCUCCUCGACGAGAGAAGAAGAAAUCCAAAAAGAAGAAAAAGAAACGUGAUGUGUCAGAAGACGUGGAAGAAGUAGACAGUUCCUCAGAUGAGAAACAGGAGUCAAAUAAAAAGAAGGGGAGUUUGAGUCCUCCGAAAGCAAAGGACGUGCGGGGCAGGAGCGUCUCCUCCGGCUCUGCUCACAGCGAGUCUCCAGCUCCAUUGAGAUCACGUCAACAGGACCAAAAUGCAAGAAAAGCAGACGAAGGAAGAAAGGGGAGAUCGCCUGACAAAAGGCAAAGAGGCUACGAGGAAAAAGGCCAACUUCUUCAGGGAGGAGAGAGGCCCAAUCUUGAGAGAGAAAAAGAGAGGCCGAUGGAGACUGAGAACUCCUCCAAGAGGAGACAUGACUCCUCAUCCCCUUCACCACCACCACAGACAGAAAAAGGCAGGGAGCAGGAGAAAGGGAGGCGUUCCCGGAGUAGAGAGAUUGAGAAAAGAAGCAUGGAAAACGAGAGGGAGAAAAGGAGGCGUUCAAAAAGCAGAGACAUGGAGAAAAGGGGGCGUUCAAGGAGCAUAGAAAAGGAAAGGGAGAGAGGGAAGAGCCCCAGAACCAAAGAGAUGGAAAGAGUGAGGCGUUCAAGGAGCAGAGAAAACGUAAGGGGGAGAGGGAGGCGCUCCAGAAGCAGGGAGGUGGAGAAAGGGAGGCGUUCAAGGAGCAGAGAAAAGAGAAACGUUCCUCAGAAGGCCAGACAUGACUCGUCCUCUUCUCGUUCUCCUUCUCCUCCACCGAAACAGGAGACGAGGAGAGAAAAGAGCAGAGACACUGAGUGGGAAAAAGACAGGAAUAAACAGGACAAAAAGACGAGACACGAGUCCUCCUCCCCAUCGCCUUCUCCCCUUGAGAAGGCUAGGAGGGAGAGGAGCGGAGAGAACAGGGCUGAGAGAGAUCUGCACUCCAGGGACAACAGGAGAGACGUCGGGAGGAGACAGGAGAGGGGGGCGUCUCCUUUCCAACAGAGAAACGACCGGAGAAGAGAUGGAGGAAACCGAGAUUCACCUGCAGCUCGGUCACCUGUCACCAACGGGCGUCAAAGAGAAAGGGAGGACGAGAGGAGGAGAGAACAGGGUGACAGGGUGAGGGAGCAAGAGAGAGGGCGAGGUGGCAGCAAAAGAGAGGAGGCCAUACGACCGACUGCAGAAAACAGGAGCGAUGGAUCCAGACCUGCAGAGAAAGGCAGGAGCCAAAGACCAGAGAUGAAAACCAGAAGUCCUCCGAGGAAGGAGAAACAGGCGGAGAAGAAAAGAGCUACCAGCAGCAGCAGCAGCAGUAGCAGCGGCAGUAGCAGCAGCGGUAGUGACAGCGACAGCUCCUCGUCCUCCUCUUCCUCAUCUUCUUCCUCUUCAGGUUCAUCCUCUGAGGACGAGACCCAGGUGAAGAAGGCUUCCUCAUCAGGGAAGGGGAAAAGUAGUCCAUCUAAAGGUGCACCGGGUGCCAUCGCAGCUGCUGUGGAAAGGCACUUGGCCAACGGUAUGAAGGAGAGCCCGGUGUCUGCUGAUGGGCGUGCCCAGAAGGAGAGGGAGGGUGGGGGAGACAAACGGGAGAGGGAGAGAGCUCCCCACAGAGCUCCUGCAGAGAGUCAGCCGCCCCAGAAGAAAGGUCAGGAGCGCUACAGCCCCACGCAGAUGGACAGCCCCUCUCCUCCUCCCUCCCCGCCCCCCAACAGAGCGGAUGCCAGCAGAGGCAGGUACUCCCCCUUUGAGGCCGAGAAAACUAGGGUGGAGGCGAGAGUCGGGGAUAGGGAGAGAGGGAAGGAGAGGGAGGUAACCAGGAGGCCUGCGAGGUCCAGCCCCGCGGCCAGGAGGUCACGCUCCCCACCACAGAAAACCACUACCGCCUCGCCACCACGCCGCACUCCACCAAGGCAGUACCAGGAACCCCCGCCCCGAUCCAGGAGAGCUUCUCCCCCCCCGACCUGGUCUGACCGGGACAGAGAGAGGCCGAGGGAGAGAGACAGAGACCGGGAGAGAGAAAGGGACAGAGAUAGGGAGAGAGAAAGGGAGCGGGUUGUGAGGAGGAGCCGGACCAGAAGCCCAAGAAGGCGCUCCAGGUCUAGAAGUCAGAGGAGGCGCAGCCCCCCCAACAGGUCCCGCCGCUCCCCCUCCCCACAGCGGCGAAGGAGGAGCAGUCGCUCCCUCUCCCGAGAGAGAGCCCGAGAGAGAGAGCAGCAGAGGCUCAGGCAGAGAGUGCUGGAACAAGAGAGAGAAAGGGUGAAGCAGCCCCCAAAGGAGGUUCCCCCGCCCCGCAGGGCGUCCUCCUCUUCUUCUUCCUCCAGCUCCUCCUCCUCGUCUUCGUCCUCCCCUUCACCACAGCGACAGGGGGAAGACACCAAGGCACUAACAGAGGACGAGAAGAAGAGACGCUCCUCUUCCUCACAAGGCCCCUCCAGAGACUCAUCCCACGCCCAGGCCUCAGGUCAGAGAGGCCCGCCGUCAGACUCCAGGCGCUCUGACGGUCCCUCCAGAGGGUCUCCGGCCGCCAACCAAUCAGAGACCAAACAGCCCUCUGAGGGUCCUAUCAGGACGCGGUCACCAGGGGCGGCCCCUACACCGUCAGACCGCACAGUCCGCAGUGAGAGCGCUUUGAAUGGGAAGGAGGUAAACAAGAAGGCCAACCAAAGCAGCAGCAGCUCCAGCUCUUCUUCCUCCUCAUCUUCCUCUUCUUCCUCCUCUUCAUCCUCCUCUUCAGACAGCUCCGACUCUGAAGGGGAGCAGGAAAAAAAAGGGAAGCCAGGAAAAACUCCAAGCUCUUCUUCCUCAUCCUCAUCGGAGAAUGAAAAGGAAACCAAGAAAAAGAGCCCUGCGAUGCCUCCGAGGGUCCCGGCUGAUUCCCUGAGAGACUCCCGCUCCCUCAGUUAUUCUCCUCCGAGGCACAUGAAAGCAGCGCAGCCCUCGCCCAGCCGCAGGAGGAGCAGCAGCAGCAGGCAAUCUCCAAGCCGCUCUUCAAGCAGCAGACGAAGGAAAUGAGCCGACACCUUGAGGCGCUUCUCUUCUUCUAUGGUGUUUGUCUGUUCCCCUAAAGCUGGUUUAACUGGACUAUAACAGGAACUCUACAGCCAGCGGUCAGUAGAUUAACCUCUGAAUGUCGGGGGACACACUUAUCAACAACGCGUUUGUUUUUUAAGCAGCAACGACCCGCGGCCGGCUUGUACAUUUAUUUUUAGGAGCUGAAUAAGAAACGUACACAUUCACACACGCAGACACUGUUAAGUAAAGUGUAUCUCUAACAAUGUUCCUGUGUACUUGUACUGUUUGUUGCAGUCUACCUGUAGAUAUGAGCUGUCUGUAUUUUGGUUAUCAUGUAACAGAUGAUAAUACGUUUCCAUUUAAUGUGAUCAGAAAUGUGUUGAUUUCUUUGUUGAAAAUGGUUAAUAAAAGGCAAUUGUACAUUUUA
Notothenia coriiceps (black rockcod) is the source of this 4290-nucleotide messenger RNA. It is a transcript of the gene srrm2, whose product is annotated as serine/arginine repetitive matrix 2. The transcript has 14 exons. Gene Ontology annotation, cellular component: nucleus. Gene Ontology annotation, molecular function: mRNA binding. Bases 225 to 3863 code for a protein of 1212 amino acids. The record is from RefSeq and is a predicted model, not a curated record. NCBI's taxonomy places the organism in Eukaryota, Metazoa, Chordata, Actinopteri, Perciformes, Nototheniidae.